Molecule: messenger RNA, 1620 nt
Organism: Acanthosepion pharaonis
Lineage: Eukaryota; Metazoa; Mollusca; Cephalopoda; Sepiida; Sepiidae
Source: the annotation of a GenBank genome assembly
AUGUUCUAUUUUUCUCAAAGUUCUUUCUUUGAGGGAAGCAUUCUUGGCAACGUACGUUACCAUGGCAACAUAAAAUCUAUUUCACUUUCACUUAUUCUAAUAAAUUCCAAAUCACUUAUCCUGCAUUAUUUCUUCCGAACGUUUCUGAUUUCUUUCUUUCUUUUCCAGUCGCUUUUCGUGGAUUUAAAACCACCGAUCUAUCUAUCUAUCUAUCUAUCUAUCUAUCUAUCUAUCUAUCUAUCUAUCUAUCUGAGUCUCUUCUUAUCUAUCCAUCUAUCUAUCCAUCAUAUCUAUCUAUCCAUCUAUCUGAGUCUCUUCUUCAUCCAUCUAUCCAUCCAUCUAUCUAUAUCCAUCUAUCUAUCUCAGUCUCUUCUUAUCCAUCCAUCCAUCUAUCUAUCUCAGUCUCUUCUUCAUCUAUCUAUCUAUCUAUCCAUCCAUCCAUCCAUCCAUCUAUCUAUCUAUGUCUCUCCAUAUCUAUCUAUCUAUCUAUCUAUCUAUCUAUCUGAGUCUCUUCUUAUCUAUCUAUCUAUCUAUCUAUCUAUUUAUCUAUCUAUCUAUCUAUCUAUCUAUCUGAGUCUCUUCAUAUCUACCUAUGUAUUUAUCUAUCUGAGUCUCUUCAUAUCUAUCUAUCUAUCUGAGUCUCUUCAUAUCUACCUAUGUAUUUAUCUAUCUGAGUCUCUUCAUAUCUAUCUAUCUAUCUAUCUGAGUCUCUUCUUAUCUAUCUAUCUGAGUCUCUUCUUAUCUAUCUAUCUAAGUCUCUUCAUAUCUAUCUAUCUCGGUCAAAAAAGAGGAGGGCCUCCUUAUCUAUCUAUCUAUCUAUCUAUCUAUCUAUCUAUCUAUCUAUCUCGAUCUGUUCGUUAUCUAUCUAUUCAUUUAUAUAUCUAUCUUUCUAAAUCUGUUCAUAUCUAUCUAUCUAUCUAUCUAUCUUGUCUGUUUGUUAUCUAUCUAUCUAUCUUAGUCUGUUCAUUAUCUAUCUAUUCAUUUAUAUAUCUUUCUAAAUUUGUUCAUAUCUAUCUAUCUCGUCUGUUUGUUAUCUAUUCAUUAUCUAUCUAUCUAUCUAUCUAUCUAUCUAUCUAUCUAUCUCGGUCUGUUUGUUAUCUAUCUAUCUAUCUAUCUAUCUAUCUAUCUAUCUAUCUAUCUAUCUCGGUCUGUUUGUUAUCUAUCUAUCUAUCUAUUUGUUCCAAUCUGUUCCAUGGGUUUUUUUUAUAUCCCUUUUACAUUUUUUCAUUUAUUUUUCCUCUUUUUCCCUUUCUAUAUCUAUUUCCUUUGCGUCGUUCCUUCCUAUUUUCAUCCAUUGCUUUUAUUGUUUCUUACCCUUUUACUCUUCGCUCCUCCUACCUUCUUGUCUCCCUAUCUCUCCCUUCAUCUCUUUAUCGCCCUCUUUACUUUAGUCUUUAUCCCUCUCAUUACAAUCUCACAUGUCCUAAAACGGCGCCUGUUUUGCUAAAUAAUCGCCAAUUUCUUAUCACCACCAUCAUCACCACUACCAUCAUCACCACCACCACCAUCACCACUAUCACAACUAUUUCAUUCCUCUUUCUUUCUUUUUCUUCAUUCUUCCUUCCUAUCUAUCUAUCUAUCUAUCUAUCUAUCUAUCUAUCUAAUACUAAUUGUUUGUGA